Cylas formicarius (sweet potato weevil) is the source of this 1867-nucleotide messenger RNA. RefSeq names its product cytochrome P450 4C1-like. Lineage: Eukaryota; Metazoa; Arthropoda; Insecta; Coleoptera; Brentidae. The record is from RefSeq and is a predicted model, not a curated record. Gene Ontology annotation, molecular function: oxidoreductase activity, acting on paired donors, with incorporation or reduction of molecular oxygen; iron ion binding; heme binding. The coding region runs from base 247 to 1752 and encodes 501 amino acids. The transcript is spliced from 13 exons.
GCGAGUUAGCUCUCGCUACAGUUUUGUUUUCUCGGGUGUAUCUGCUGGAAAAGGUUUUCGUAAUAUGCGGCUAGAAUUUUCGCGACGCCCCGUAUAAUCGACGCCUAUAUAGCGACGAAGGCCCGCCCGUGAAAGGUAGAAGUUCAGGAAAGGUCUGGCCGCCGGUUUAGUCAACUUUCGAACCCCGAGCGAGGGACAGCCGCGGGUACCCCACCAUUUUUUUUACGAAAUCGUCGCCAAAACACGAUGACCCAAAGCGACGGCGACGCCGCCGGUGUCUCCGCCGUCCUCGUUACCGUCUCGUUGAUAUUCGCCUCAGCUGUUUUCCUGAUCCUUAAGUCUCUGUACGACAAGAGGCGGAUUUUCAAAUUCGCCGCGAAAAUCAAGGGGUUCCGGUUUUAUCCGGUGGUCGGGAACGGGUUCCACAUCAUCGGGAAGAACGUUUUCGAUGCCGUGCAGACCAUUAUCAAAGACCACGGACUGCCUUGCAAUAUGUGGGUCGGCCACGACUACAAUUACGUCACCGCAGACCCCCAAGAGGUCAAAAUCGUUCUCAACCAUCCGAACUCGUUCGAUAAGAUGAGGAUCUACGAUAAUUUCAAACUGGCGUUCGAAAAUUCGCUGCUCCUCGCUCCAGUCGACUUGUGGAAGAAGAACCGCAAGUUUUGCUCCAAGAGCUUCAGCCAGCCGAUUCUGAACAAUUUCGUUGAGUAUUUUUACAGAAAAAGCUGCACAUUGUUGGAGGUGCUGCGGGAUUCCGACGACAAGGAUAAAUUCGAGGUGUUCGAGAGGUACACCUUCGACAGUUUUUGCGAAAGCAUUAUCGGGUUGGACUACAAUUUGCAAGUGAAGCCGAAAGUUCGGCUGGUCGAGUGGAUCGGCGAGUUGCAGUCUAUCGGCGGGAGGCGGCUGAUCACUUCGUACUACUACCCCCUCCCCGUGUGGUUGUUUUCGGGAGAGGGCAGACGCGCCUACAAACUGCUGCGCAACGUCAUGACACUUAUAUACGGGGUUAUCCGGGACAAACGGAGGGCGUUCAAGGAAAAUCCAAUUUGCGUCGAUGCGAAUAGUCCGGGCCUGACCUUGCUGGACGCCAUGUUGCACGCGGAGGGCGAGAAGUUCAGCGACAAGCAGAUCUUCGAGGAGAUGUUCCUGUUCACCACAGCGGCCACAGAUACUUCCGGUUACACCCUGGCCUACAUAUUCACAUUAUUGGGGAUGCACGCCGACGUACAGGAAAGGGUUUAUAAGGAAGUAAUGUGCACCGUAGGUCGCGACAGGCCCAUCUAUUACGAGGACCUGCCCAAUCUGAAGUACACGGAGCGGGCCAUCCUCGAAUCCAUGAGGAUAUUGCCGGUCACACCGUUCAUAGGUCGCCUGUGUACGGGCGACAUCGACCUCGGCACGAAGAUCGUGCCGGAAGGUUCGAACGUGUUUAUAAGCGUGAUCGACUUGCAUCGCGAUCCAAAACAUUGGCCGGACCCGUUGAAAUAUGAUCCCGAUCGUUUUUUACCGGAGGAGACGGCCAAAAGGGAACCGUACGCUUACAUACCGUUCUCCGGGGGAUGCAGGAACUGCAUAGGUAAACCGUAUGCGCUAAUGCUUAUGAAAACGGCUGUGGCAAACGUAGUCAGGAAUUACGAGAUUUUCUCGAAAUACCGGUCGGUGUCCGAGCUCCGGUUGACGUCCUGUAUAACGAUGAAGACCGUCGACCCGAUCGAUUGUCGGUUCAAGUGGAGAGCGCAGGAGUAAAAGUCUUCCUCUUUUUUAACGUUUUGAAUUGGAAUCCUACUAGCUUAAUACAACUAACCAAAACUAGAACCCUCCUUUAGUGUCUCGUAGCUAAAAUAAACGUUAAAGCGAUGAA